This is a messenger RNA of Aphis gossypii (cotton aphid), 2038 nucleotides long. RefSeq names its product sphingomyelin synthase-related protein 1-like. Bases 411 to 1835 code for a protein of 474 amino acids. Gene Ontology annotation, biological process: ceramide biosynthetic process. Gene Ontology annotation, cellular component: Golgi membrane; endoplasmic reticulum membrane. The transcript has 6 exons. Lineage: Eukaryota; Metazoa; Arthropoda; Insecta; Hemiptera; Aphididae. Gene Ontology annotation, molecular function: ceramide cholinephosphotransferase activity; protein binding; sphingomyelin synthase activity. The record is from RefSeq and is a predicted model, not a curated record.
CAUCCUUCAUUGACCAAAGUAUGCGAGAUGCCAAUACUAUUCGCUGAAUAGUAUUAGUAUACUCAUACUGGCAGCAGUUGCUUAUUAUGCGUUGUUGCACUUUUUUAGUUAUUACUGUUAUUAGUCACUACUCACUAUAAUCGCUCGGUAGGACCGUUACUCGAUUACUGCAUUACUGUCUAUAUAGUCGUAGACCGUAGCUACGUAUUGACGUAGUCGACGUUCUUCGGAGUAGAUUAGAUGAACUGUAAGACUUCAUCGUCCUCAAUCGUUUAUACUUAUAUUUUUCUAUCUUUUGAAGUGCAUUAAAAAUUAACUAAAACCCGCGCCAUGAGUUUAAAUUUAUUUAUUUUUAUUCAAUAUUCACAUAGUUUGUCUGUCAGUAAUACUUUUUAAAAAAAAGUUUUGUAAUGGAACCUGUAAUUAAUUGGAAUCCACGAGAAGUGUCCAUUUGGCUGGAGAAAAAGGGUCAUAGUAAAUAUUCUCGGAUACUUACUGAAGAUCAUUGCAUUGAUGGUCGUGCUCUUUUACUUAUCAAUGAAUCUGACUUAAAAAGUCCACCUAUAAGUAUUAAUGUCUUAGGUGAUAUAAAAAGAUUAAUGUUGGAUAUUCGUCAGCUUAAAGUUGAAAAUCGACAAUCACUUUUACAACUUGGAUUUGAUCCUAUAUCACUACUUACAAAACCUGUAUGCAGUGCACAUGUUUAUGGAACUCAAUUUCGACCAGAUCCAUUCAAUUUUUAUGAUGAUAUACAUAUGAAUCAUGGAUCUGAUGUAACUGCUACGUCUUCCCACAGUUCAGAAUUUGAAGAAGACAGACGACUAAAACCCGAGAUAUGGAAAGCUCUCAUUGCGAUGGGCUACCUGUUCACUGUAACGUGGAUCACGGCGUUCGUUAUGGUGAUCGUCCACGAUCGAGUGCCUGACAUGAAGAAAUAUCCCCCAUUGCCAGACAUAUUCCUCGACAAUGUACCUUACAUCCCUUGGGCGUUUCAUAUGUGUGAACUGACAGGAACCGUGUUGUGUUUCGUAUGGCUCGCCGUACUGGUCUUCCACAAGCAUCGUUUCAUAUUACUGAGACGGUUUUUUGCUCUUUCGGGCACAGUCUUCCUGUUACGGUGCAUCACGAUGAUCAUAACUUCCUUAUCCGUUCCGGGAAUACAUCUGGAAUGCACGCCACGGCAGAAACCAGCAUAUCUGGAUGAUGGAAAUUUUCUGGGUGAAAUGGUAUACAAAAUGCAACAAGCGUAUGUGAUAUGGAGAGGAGCCGGCAUGUCGAUACAAGGAGUUCGUACUUGUGGCGACUAUAUGUUCAGUGGUCAUACAGUGGCAUUAACCAUGUUAAACUUUUUCAUCACCGAAUACACUCCUCGCGACAUAUAUUUGUUACAUACGUUCAGCUGGCUCUUAAACAUGUUCGGUAUAUUUUUUAUACUUUCGGGUCAUGAACAUUACUCCAUUGAUGUAUUCAUUGCCUUUUACAUUACGUCAAGAUUAUUUCUAUACUACCAUACACUAGCUAAUAAUCAAGCAUUGAGCAACAACGUUGAUUCCUGUCGAACGCGAAUUUGGUUUCCAUUGUUUAGUUUCUUUGAAUCUUCAUGUAGUUGCAUGGUACCAAAUGAAUAUGAAUCGUUGACGGAAAUCGCGGAAAAUCUGGCAUGUUCGACUUACAACAAUUAUUUAGUCAUUAAAUCAGCCAUCAAAACUCAGAUUUUGCUAUUGCGAGCACUACCGUCCAACCAAACAGUACAAAUUGGUCCAACUUCUUUAGUUGGCGCACGUGCACUUAGGUCAAGAACACCAAUUGUUUUGAUUAAAAAAAAGGAUAAAUAAUUCAGAAUGCAAAUGUGAACGCACAUAUUAAUUUUUGCCUCGUUAUAAAUUCAAAAAGUUGAUUUUUAGACCGAUGCACAGAGUAUAUACUUAUAUUUAUAUUGAAUUAAAAAUAAUUAUUUUACAUUAAAUUUUGUGAUAUAAAUGUAAUAUUUGGAAGACUAUGAGCCAAAUUUAAUAUGAUUAUAUUUUAUUAUUAUUCA